AUGCGACACCGUACAUUCCGUAAGUUUUUAUUUUUCAACCGUAUCUUCUCUUUUCUUCUCCUCGUUUCCAACUGCUUUCCCUCUAUUCUACCUUCCGCGGUCGAGUGGGGCACCGCACAAAACAGUGUGGACCAUAUCCUUCCCUACAGUAGGAAACGGGCAUGGCAUAGUGGCCCCCUUCACUACAACGCUGGCACAAAAGGAAAAGCAUGA
Molecule: messenger RNA, 213 nt
Organism: Trypanosoma brucei brucei TREU927
Lineage: Eukaryota; Euglenozoa; Kinetoplastea; Trypanosomatida; Trypanosomatidae
Exons: 1
Coding region: 1-213 (70 amino acids)
Source: RefSeq, a predicted model, not a curated record